AGUAAUAGCAGACGAAGAUGGAAAGAUGGCCGACUCGAUGAAAUAUGUAAAGUUGAAGCGAAGUGAAACGUGUGGUUUUGGGUUCUCUAUUCUGGGAGGAGCUGGCUCGGAGCUUCCACCAAUCAUUUAUGACAUCAUUGAAGGAUCCCCGGCAGCAAAUUCGCGUCAGCUGGCUCCAGGUGACAUCAUAUGGGAAGUCAAUGGGCAAGAGGUUAUCACAUUCACCACAAAGGAAGUUCUCAAUUGUCUUCGUUUAUCAACGUCAGAAGUGACACUUAAACUAAAAACUGAUGCAGGAAUUCAGCAGCGUGUACAACAAUACCUAGCAACACCAAACAAUCCUGAUGUAUUACGAACAGCGAUUACUCAGGAUGACCUGCAGGGUGUAAAACACAUCAAGGCCAAAAAAUCUUCCAGUAGAACACCGCCUGAACAGUCUUCUUCAACGCCACCUUCUCUUCCCAGUCCCACACUGUCUGAUGCCUCUGACAGAACAUCCAUCAGCCAUGGGUCAAACCAUACAGCAUCUGAGAAUGGUUUGCAUUUGAAAGAUAGAACAACAACAGAAAAUGAGCGAAACAGGCAGAAGAAACCCAAAAGUGAAGCGUACUUGAUGACAGGUGACCUUAUUUUGAAUCUUUCCCGGACUUCCCAUGAUCCCAGUUGGCUACCCCAGCAGAAAACUGUUGACGAUUUGCGAAAGUCAGGUAGCGCCAGUGUUCCCACAAGUCCUAACGAAACUGACAUAUGUGGUAGCAGGUUAGCCAAACAUGAAGUGGGAAGUCCGCAGAGUUUGUGUUCACCUGUGUCUGUUGAUAGUAAUGCUAGUGGUGUGCAAUUUACUUACCCCCCAACCAGUACUUCCGUGAGAAUAUCCAAGUCGGAAGAUCACCUGCAGUACCAGAAGGAUAAUAUGUGUGCAGUUAACAUAGAGCUUGAUGAUGAUGUAACGUCUUCACUAAACACCCUUCUAGAUACUUGUGAUGAUCAUAGCACUUCCCCUAUUCCUCAUGAGGACCGUGAUCGCCGCAUUGUAUGGACUUUUAAUGCCCCAACUUCCCCUGACAGUGUUCACUCAAGCCAUGAUUCUGACAGUCCCCUGAUCAGAUCUCCCUCCCCUACCUCACCCCAGUCUCCAACAUCCUCCAUGCAGUAUUCAUGUAGUGGAGUGUACGAUAAAAUGUGUAGUGGCCGUGAUUCGCUUGGCAGCUCUAACAGAUCUGAGAAUGUUUGCUCUAACAGCUCUAGCCUAACUAGUCCGGACACAGAUGUGCCUGAUGAACUUGAGUGGGAUGAUACAACUCCAACUUUGCAUAUCCCUUCCUCUUAUGUGAAUAGUUUUGGUACCAAAGAUUUUCUUCCCAACGGUCACAAUAUGGGUGGUGUAAUGACAUCUGAGAAUAGAGGCCUAGUUUCUGAUAAAGCCAAAGUAAAGAAACAGGAUGAAAAUCGGAUUGUAAUAAGAGUAGAAGGACCUGAUAAGAACAGCCGUAGAAAACGACCCCAACACUUACAAAAAAGUGGUGAGCCCCUUCAUUGUGAGCACCAGGACACUAAUGACCCCUUACGUGACCCUGAUAUAACCCCCACUAACACUCGCCCGCCCACCCCUGGCUCAGGCACCCUCUCCCCAGAUACACUUGCUUAUCAGGAGUUACGUGAAUCUGAGGAUGAAAUUACAUGUCUUUCAGAAGAAGACGGAACUGGCAAGGCUUCUAUACGAACCUCCAGCACCACCUCUCCUCCUCUUAGUGAGGAUGAGUCUGACAUUGACUCUCUGCACAGCUUUCACUACAGUCCCAAGGCUGUGGACAUCCCAUCUGCGGUUAGGUUGGCAAAGCGGCUUAUUACCCUUGAUGGCUUCAAGAAGUCCGAUGUUUCCAGACAUCUUUCUAAAAACAAUGAAUUCAGUAGAGCGGUUGCCGAGGAGUACCUUAACUACUUUGAGUUCCGUGGAGACACCCUGGAUAAGGCUCUUCGCAAGUUUCUAGACAAAUUUUGCCUAGCAGGGGAAACUCAGGAGAGAGAACGUGUCUUAGUUCAUUUCUCUCACCGAUUCUUAGAAUGUAAUCCUGGUACUUUCAACUCACAAGAUGCUGUUCACACCCUGACUUGUGCGCUGAUGCUGCUAAACACGGACCUUCAUGGGCAAAGUGUAGGGCGCAAGAUGACCUGUAAUGAGUUCAUCGACAAUCUGGCAGACCUUAAUGAUGGGGAAAAUUUUCCAAGAGAAGUGCUCAAGUCUCUAUACCAUGCCAUGCGUAAUCAGCCACUUCAGUGGGCCACUGAUGAUGAUGAUGGAGAGACAGAAGGUAGUGGGGCUAGCAAAUCAGGUGGUGCAGGUGGUGACUCGCAGGCAGCGGUGGGAAGCAACCCCUUCCUCGCACCACCAACUGGCAAUGGCAUUCAGUACAAGAAGGGGUACAUCAUGCGGAAGUGCUGCACUGAUCCUAAUGGAAAGAAAACUGCAUUUGGGAAGCGUUCGUGGAAAAUGUGGUUCUGUGUGAUACAGGAUUUAGUGCUGUAUUUGCACAAAGAUGAACAAGGAGCCCGACGUGGACCACAACAUGCUCAGUUAGGGCACAAUGCUAUUCGUCUGCAUCAUGCUCUUGCAACUCGAGCCCAUGAUUACUCUAAAAAGGAACAUGUUUUCCGAUUGCAGACAGCUGAUCAGGCUGAAUAUUUGCUACAGACAAGUGAUAGCAAAGAACUUCAGGCCUGGAUAGACACCAUCAACCUAGUGGCAGCAAGCCUUUCUGCAGCUCCGCUGCCUGGAGCUGUUGGCUCUCAACGCAAGUUCCAGCGGCCACUUCUUCCUUGUAGUAUCACAAAGCUCAAUCUGACUGAACAAGUUGAGGACCAUACACAGCGAUUAGCACAGCUAGAACAGGAGCUGGAGGACCACAAGGCUCACCCCCCUGAGAAAAAUAGCAAAGCCUAUUCCAUGUCCAAUUAUCGGGAAAAGGAAGCAUACCUCAUCAAGGAGGUGAAAAGAUAUCGAACAUAUGUAUAUCUUCUGCGUUCCCGGCUAACUUCUCAGCCACCUGGGCAGCAGGGUGCUGGAGCAGGAGUGGAUGUUGGUGAUCUUCCAGUGUUUGAAGCACGCCCAACUGGGGAGGGGGCUGAAGGGGGGGAUCGCGGGGGCCGUGUUGUUCCGCCACCCAUCCCUGAACGUGCGCGGCCAGGUGACAGCACCCCUCCAACAGUGGAGUUUCUUACUGACCCCCUUAUAGAGAAGACGGAGGCCUCAGUCACCACUCAGCUGGAGGUUACACUCACCACUCAACUCAAGCAAGAUCAAGCUCAGGCUGGGAAGGAUAAUAAUAAUGAAGGUAAGGAAGAUGGCUUAGAUGAGGAAAAUGGGAAAGGAAAUAAGGAAACUUUGAAGGUCAAGGAAGAGAAGGAAAAGAGGAAAUUAGAAAAAGAGACAGAGAAAUUCAUGAGGGAAUUAGGCAAAAAAGAAAAGGAAGCAGAGAAAAAGGAAAAAAUAAGAGUGAAGAAGGAGAAAGACCAAGAAAAGAAAGAAAAAGAGAAAGAAAGGAAAGAUCAAGGUAGACUUGAGAAAAUGGAGAAAGAAAAACAAGUAAAAAAUGAAAAAAAAUCAAAAGACAAGGAAGAUCAGGAGAAACAGGAUCAAUAUCUAACUGAAGGUGGUAAGAAGAGGAGUACAUCAAAUCCAGAUAAAACAGAAAAUGCCAAAAGUAAUGACAAGGACUCAGAUGAUGACCCGAGGAUUGGCACUUGGAACAGGCUCUCGGCUCUAUUCAAGUUCAGCAAGUUGAACAGCAAGAGUUACAAGUAUGAAGGUGAAGAUGCCAAUGGACAGGAUAAAAAGUGGCAGUCUUCUCUGGACCCAGAAGCUCCACCUCUUCCCCCCAAGCCUUCACCCAAUUCCCCUAUUAUGAAGAAUAUAGGGACAAGAGUUGAUAUAUAAAAAAUGAUAAUACUGUGCAUUUAAAAUAUCAUAGUUUCAUACAUAAUAUUUAUUUGAUGUUUUGUUUAAUUUUCUUAGGUUGAUCAAUGCAUUUGUUUGAUGUCUUCUCACCCUUAUGUUCUUACAUGUUGAUGCAGUUCACAUGUGUACAUGCUAUCUCACUAAUAUAGGAUUUUGUCUCAUAAAUAGGUGGUGCUGUAUGACCUUAAAAGUUUAGUGCUUGUGCAUGAUCAUCAUCUCACCAAAAGGUUGUAUCAGUAAUGAUAGUGUAGGAGUAUUUAUGAUUCAGUGAAAUAUUUAUAUAUUAAAUUAAGUAAAUCUAUACAGUAUUUAUUUAUAGUACGUAUUAAAAAACUUUCAUUAAUUUUAUAGUAUUAAAGAAAGAUAUACCCAUAACUCAAAGUACGUACAGUCUUUAGAUAAUUCAUAUGACAGAUGCCCUGGUAUAACCAGGACAUCUGUCAUAUGAGGAAAUUUCAGACAAGGUUAAAUACAUUCUGGGCCAUUACCAAGUCACGGUCCAGGAUGAUAAACUAUAAAGUCAUCUUAAGUCUCCUUUCCAAAUUGUGAGUUACUUGUGAAUCGUUCCAGCCACUGUAUUGUGACUAUUAUUGUUUAUUUUAGUAUACAGCACUUUGCUGAAGCUUUAAAGUAAAUUUGAAUCACUUCUUGAAGAAUUAUAAAAGCAAGUACAUUUGGCUUAAGUUUUGUAGUUGGGUUUAACCCGUAAACAGCCAAUGAUGUAAAUCUGCGCCAGCCGUGAGACUCUUGAUAACAAAUUUUCACCUAAAUUCUGUCACCUCCAAAAUGGUCCCAGUUGGCCUGGUUUUUGAUUACAUUAGAGAAAAAUCUGUGCCAUAGAUGUGUGCAGUAUUAAAGAAACUGUGUUGUGUGCAGGGUAUUAUGGAGCCAAUAAAUGCUCUUUACAUUUGUUUACAUUGUUUAGUGUGACUAAAAAAAAAUAAAAAAAUAAAUACAAGUGAGAUACAGUGGACCCCCGCAUAGCGAACUUAAUCCGUGCAAGAGGGCUGGUCGUUAAGCGAAAUGUUCGCUAUGCGAAUUAAUUUUCCCCAUAAGAAAUAAUGGAAAUAAAAUUAAUCCGUGCAAGACACCCAAAAGUAUGAAAAAAAAUUUUUUUUACCACAAAAAAAUGUUAAUUUUAGUACACACAAACUGAAAAAGGCAUGCACAAUUACAUGACACUUACUUUUAUUGAAGAUCUGGUGAUGAUUGAUGGGAUGGGAGGAGGGGAGAGAGAGUGUUAGUGUUUAGAAGGGGAAUCCCCUUCCAUUAGGACUUGAGGUAGCAAGUCCUUUUCCGGGGUUACUUCCCUUCUUCUUUUAAUGCCACUAGGCCCAAAGCUUCAGAGUCACUGGACCUCUGUCGCACAACAAAUCUGUCCAUAGAGCUCUGUACAUCCCGUUCCUUUACGAUUUGUCUAAAAUGGGCCAUAACAUUGUCAUUGAAAUAGUCACCAGCACGGCUUGCAACAGCUGUGUCAGGGUGAUUUUCAUCCAUAAAGGUUUGCAGUUCAACCCACUGUGCACACAUUUCCUUAAUUUUUGAAGUAGGCACAAUGGAUUCCACAACUGGCAUAGGCUUCUCAGGGUUACCCCCAAAAACCCUUCAAAAUCUUUCUUAAUUUCCAUACUAAUUCUCACCCUUUUUACCACAGGGUUGGCACUAGAAGCUUUCUUGGGGCCCAUGGUCACUUAUUUUCCAGAAACAGCACCGAAAACACUGUAAUAAUACGAAAUAUUCCGAGUGUAUGCUUGAAUGUUACCGCGGAGGCUGGCUGGUAAACAAUGGACGCGUCUCCGACGAAGGUCGCUGAGCGGGUUUUUGUCCACUAUGCGGGGCAAAAUUUUGGCGAACAAAGCGUUCGCUAUGCGGAUUGUUCGCUAUGCAAGGCGUUCGCUAUGCGGGGGUCCACUGUACUCUACUAUAUGGAAACAUAGAUAUAGGAAUAAAACAAAUGAUCCACAAAAAAAUAAUUAGAAAAGCUUCAAGAAAUCAUAAUACAUAUUUAAAAGAGUAAAACAGCAACUUCCUCAAUGGGGCAAGCACUCAUGUACAUUGACAUAUUUGGUCACAGAUGUCACUUUCAAGACUUCAUAUCUCCAUAAGUAAUAAUCAGAUUCUGUCAGGGAGCAUUUUUUGGUUAGAUAAUUUUUUUUUUUCAAAAUUGCCAGCAAUGGAGAGCACAUUAGAACCUUUGGCAGCUUAAGGGUUAAACCUAACACUGUUUUUUUUUUAUUCGCUGCUGUGCACCACUUUCCAUAAAAAAAAAAAAAUAACACAUCUGCCAUUUCCAACCCUCUGCUUUAUGGAUUAUUUGGAACAGGCAAUAAAUAUUAAUUGGAGGAUUCUUCAGAAUCUCAUUUAGCACUGCACGACAUAUUUGUAUAGAACACUUGCUUUUUAACCCUUAAACGGUCCAAACAUAUACAUAUACAUUUUUUCAACAUCUGAAAGUAUGUAAAAAAAAUGUAGAUCUUCCUUUUUGUUUUACAUUUGAAGACGUGUAAAAAAAACUUUUAUCUACUUUUUUUUUUGUUAUAUUUGAAAAAAUGUAAAAAAAAGUAGAUCUACUUUUGUAGCACUACGAAUUUGAACGUCGAUCUGUUUGGACCGUUUAAGGGUUAGUAUGUAAUAAUAGUAAUUCGGGAUCUGUGAAUUCCAAGGUUGAGAGGGAAAAUGGGGGUAGUGGCCAGCAAGUGAGGAAUCAAGUGAGAGAUGGAACUAGUGAGAGAAAUUAGGAGCAAGCAAAAGAGGACAAGUGAAUAUGAGAGAGUGUCAGCAGGCAGGUAAAUGAGCUAGAGGGAGAGAAAGAAAAUGAGUGAGCAAACGGAGGAGGAGGAAGGGCAGAUAAGAACAAGUGUGCAAAUGAAAGAAUGUAAAGGCAUGCUAAGGAGAGAGAGAGAGAGGGUGAGUGAGCAUACAAGAGAGAAAGCAAUGAGUAUGGAAUAACCCUUUUUUCUUAAUCAUCAGCCCGUAUUUUUUCAAGGCAGGGUUACCCAAGGAAAGAAACACAUUCACCAUCAAUCAUUCAAGAGAAUUAUUUCUUAAAGUGUACAGAUAAAGCAAUUCAAAUAACCCUCUGAAAUAAUAUAUCCCCUUUCAUUCUUCAGAGUACACUGUUCUUACCUCCAGAACUCAAGUCUGGCAAACAGGUUUCUCUGAAUUCCUUCGUACUCCAACAGCAUGUCAAUUCUCAAAAAACUACUUGUUCCCACUCAUUCUGAUCCUAUCAAGCUCACUCAUGCUUGCUGGAUGCUUGAUCUUAUAGCACUGGAUGCUUGAUCUUAUAGCACUGGAUGCUUGAUCUUAUAGCACUGGAUGCUUGAUCUUAUAGCACUGGAUGCUUAACCUUAUAGCACUGGAUGCUUGAUCUUAUAGCACUGGAUGCUUGAUCUUAUAGCACUGGAUGCUUGAUCCUAUAGCACUUUACACCCUCCUCCUAACCUUUUCUGGGUUUUUUCCUUACAGUACCCUCCACCCAUUCCAGAUUUAUAAGUUCUCUUUGUCAACUUUACUAUAUGAUCCAGUCAUCUCAAGAAUUCCUCUGCUCUCUUGCAUUAUACCUCUCAUAUCAGUAUGCUGUCCUUUAAUUUCUUCACUCAUUAUCUGUAUGGUAUUCACACCACGUAUUGAGCUCAAUGUGUGUGUUGCUAUUGGUAUAUACUUUGUUACAAUAAAUUC
Cherax quadricarinatus is the source of this 7636-nucleotide messenger RNA. It is a transcript of the gene Efa6, whose product is annotated as Exchange factor for Arf 6. The record is from RefSeq and is a predicted model, not a curated record. NCBI's taxonomy places the organism in Eukaryota, Metazoa, Arthropoda, Malacostraca, Decapoda, Parastacidae. Gene Ontology annotation, molecular function: phospholipid binding; protein binding; guanyl-nucleotide exchange factor activity. Gene Ontology annotation, biological process: regulation of ARF protein signal transduction.